This is a messenger RNA of Camelina sativa (false flax), 997 nucleotides long. Lineage: Eukaryota; Viridiplantae; Streptophyta; Magnoliopsida; Brassicales; Brassicaceae. The record is from RefSeq and is a predicted model, not a curated record.
AUGGAGAGUUCCGACGAAGAAUCACCGGUGGUGGAAUCAACGACGUCGAGCAGCGAGCUCGCUCGAUUGGUAAAAUCGGGUUUUCGUUUUAGCUUAAAUGAAAUAGGGACACGAAGACUAGAGAGGGAGAUAGGAGAUUAUAAUUUUGGUAAAGGGGACUUUUCGGGUGAUUUCUCCCCGAUCUCACUCAAAAACCUCUAUUACCUCGACGCUAGCGAUAACCGGAUCUCGGGUCGGAUCCCAUCAACGUUACCGGAGUCUCUAGUCCAAAUCUCGAUGCGAAACAACUUCAUCCGAGGAACCAUCCCUCAAAGCUUCAAACUUUUAAGCUCUCUCCAAGUGAUUGAUCUUGCCCACAACAAACUCAGCGGCUCAAUCCCAUCUUUCAUCUUCACUCAUCAGUCUCUACAGCAGCUAACACUCUCCUUCAAUGGCUUCACUUCUUUAGACUCACCUUACUAUUCCCCCUUGAGUCUCCCCAGCGAGCUUACAUCAAUCGAUCUCAACAACAACCGGAUCCAAGGCGUGUUACCUCUGUUCUUGGGUUUAUCACCAAAGCUCUCAGCUUUGUCCUUAGAGAACAACAACUUCUUUGGUAUGAUUCCGACACAAUACGUCUUGAAAACCGUAUCGUCCGGAUCCGAAUUCGCCCGGUUUCAGAGACUCUUGCGAGGGCACCCAAUUAUACCGGACCGGCACUACAGUACUGGGUCCUUUGAUGGCUCUGAAGCCUGGCUCAGCGAACUUGCAGCUCACCGGAAACUGCUUCUCGUGGUGUCCGGCGACUUUGUUCUUCUGCCAAGGGGAAGAGCAGAGGUCUCCUAAUGAAUGCAGAAAGUUUAGCCGUGUUAUUCCAUGAUUCUUCUCAUUUCUUGUUUUAUCCCGGUCCGGUCGAGUUGGCCUUCCUAUAACUUGGUAAAGUUUCCAAAACCUGAAUUUUCUAUUUUUGUACCGUUUGCACAACGAUAGAAAUAUUCCUUUAAAAAUAUUUAUUGUA